This is a messenger RNA of Arachis stenosperma, 1326 nucleotides long. Its product is annotated as ankyrin repeat-containing protein At5g02620-like. Bases 1 to 1326 code for a protein of 441 amino acids. Lineage: Eukaryota; Viridiplantae; Streptophyta; Magnoliopsida; Fabales; Fabaceae. The transcript is spliced from 3 exons. The record is from RefSeq and is a predicted model, not a curated record.
AUGGGGGGAGUAGAUCCUACUCAUGAUGAGCCUGGUGAAUGGAGUUAUUUUGACCCUGAUGAAGACAUAUUCAAGGAUAUUGGGCGACCGUAUAUGGAGAAUUCGCCAAAACCAGAAAAUGGUACUUCUCAAAAUUCGAGUGAUACAAGAGGAGGGGCUCCAACUGAUCAAAAUGACCCAAAGGAGGGAACUAAAUCUGGCGACUUGGUUUUAAAAUGUUGUGAUUGUGUCAUCUCUAAUGUGAAGAAUAGAGAAGAUUGUGAAAGAAUGAAACCAAUGAGGCCACAAUUAUUGAUGAAAUGUGGCUGCGGCAGAGCUGACUGUAAAAGCAAUAUUGCAGCCGCAAUUGCGGUUGCAGAUCACAGUACAGAAGAUGCAAGUGAUGAUGAUAGUAAAAAGGAGACACCAUAUUUAUUAGCAGCGAAGCAUGGUAUUACUGAAAUGGUGACCAUGAUUCAAGAAAAAAUACCUAGUGUUAUCCAUAGCAUGAACUCAAAGAAUCAAAAUGUGUUGCUUGUGGCUGUCAAAAAUAGGCAACCCCAAGUUGUUCUGGAACUCAAAAAGAAAUCAGAAGCAGAAGUUUGGGACAACUUAGUUAUUGGAGUGGAUGAUGAUGACAACACAUUGUUGCACUUGGCUGCUGAGGGUUUAAAAGGAGACAAAUCUUGGCGAAUAGCUGGCUCUGCUUUGCAAAUGAUGUGGGAUUUCAACUGGUACCAGUAUAUGAAAAAAACUGUGCCAAGGCAUUGCCACUUCAGAAGCAACAAGGAUUCAAAAACGGCAGGACAAAUCUUCAACGCAUCACACCAGGAGCUCAUCCAAGAGGCUAGCCAGUGGCUGAAGGAUACAUCAGAAUCUUGCUCCGUGGUGGCGGCUCUCGUCGCCGGUGUUUCCUUUGCCACAGCUGGUAAUGUCCCCGGUGGCUACGAUAAUGGCGAGCCACCACUAGAGGGACAACCUGCAUUCGAGGUAUUCGCCCUGGCUUCUCUUGUUGGACUAUGUUUCUCCGUCACCGGACUCAUAAUGUUCCUUUCCAUCCUCACCUCAAGGAAGGUGGCCAAAGAUUUUCGAAGGAGUUUGCCACUGAAACUCCUUGCAGGGCUGAGUUCUCUGUUUGUUUCCAUCAUAACCAUGUUUGUGUCGUUCUGCUCUGGCCAUUUCUUUCUUGUUAACCACAAAUACAGGUCAAUCUUGUUCCCUUUAUACGCUGCCACUUCCAUACCUGUCGCUUUCUAUGCCUUGGCUCAGUUUCCACUCUACCUUGAUCUUCUCAGAGCUAUUCUUACUACUGUUCCAACGGCAAGUGAUGUAGGUGAAGUUCUUUGA